Messenger RNA from Scleropages formosus (Asian bonytongue), 1932 nucleotides. Its product is annotated as leucine-rich repeat neuronal protein 4-like. The transcript has 4 exons. Gene Ontology annotation, molecular function: protein binding. NCBI's taxonomy places the organism in Eukaryota, Metazoa, Chordata, Actinopteri, Osteoglossiformes, Osteoglossidae. The coding region runs from base 214 to 1617 and encodes 467 amino acids. The record is from RefSeq and is a predicted model, not a curated record.
GCGUGUGCGUGGACGUGAGGUGUGAGUCAGGCUCUCGGCCUCACUCCCCCUCACCCUCGGCAUUCCAGAGAGCGUCUCCGGCUGGUAUAAAGCUACUUUGACGCACUGGGCUGGGGGCAGGAGUCGGGUCAUCCUUCCACACCGAGCAGACACCUGUGGGACUCGCGCCUCUCUUAGCACCGGAACGCGGAGAACAUCAGGGAGUGGUCGAAAAUGCUCUUGAUCGUGGGGUGCGUGGUGUUCAUAUGUGCUUCCGGAAAGGCUCGAAGCAGCACAACGGAGGCUCCGCGCCAACAAAUCAGCACCACGGCCAUGGAUACGAGUCCUUCUGUUAAUUCCACCGACGGCGACAGCAGACGGCCUGGGUCAAACGGCACCUGCGACUGCUGGUCUCAGACCUACAGCAUGCCGAGAGACGAUCUGCAAAAUUCAACAGACCGCGUGUUUACGAAGUCCCUGGAAAAUUGCACACAGUGCCAGAACUCUUCCUCUGUAACCACAGAAAUGUCAACUGUGUUACCGUCAGGUGUCAGAGAUCUGGCCCCUCCAGAGAGCAAACCCCCACUUUCAACAUCUGGAUCUCCGAGCUUUUCGAACAGCCCCUUCAUUGCUGUGAAGGAUCGCCAACCCACUACGACCCCACCUGUCUCUGCUGCUGAGAGAACAAGCUAUGGCAACGCAGUAGCCAACUCAUCGGAGGGGGUACCUGGAACAGCCUCCACAGCAGGUGCGUUUACAGAUGACCAAGACAUCACGAUGACAUUGGAAAACCACAUGAACUGGGCAGGCACCGAAGACCCUUUGUCAACCACACACCAGCUGAACGCAUUCUCCUCCCCAGCGGGGGUGCUAAAGAGCACCGCGUUACCGACAACUUCCGAUUUACAGUUCACGACCCCCACUGCGGCCCCUACGUCGAGCGUUCACCUUAAACAGCCUACUGCGAAGGGUGUAGAUGUAAUACCUGUUGAUUUUGACGACUACAGUUAUUAUGAGAACGAUGACACUGGUGUCAAGGCUGGAAAAAUGGGUAGCGGUCCAAUCCAAAAAUGCAAUUACGACCCUUGUACUCAUCUCCAGAAACCCUGCAGGGAAAUGUUUCACAACUGCUUGUGCCCGGGUCAAAGUCCAGCCUCGGAGCCUCCAGGUACCCCUCCCAUGUCUGUGGGGGAGGUCACGCACAAUUCGGUACAGGUCGCGUGGUGCGCCCCAUCCUCCCACGUGGAGCAUUACCUCCUGGAGGUAGAGCAGGUGGAGGGAGGCUACCCGAUGACCCAAAGGGUCAACUCCAUGUUCCGAAGAUCCACCGUGUUCAGUCUGCUGGGGGGUCAAGAGUACAACAUCUGUUUGAAAGCAGAGAACCAGGCAGGUUCCUCGCAGCCGACAUGCGUGGCCUUCAGCACCGGCGUGAACAACAAACCCUACCUUUACGCCCUAGCGGGCAUAGCCGGACUUCUCGCGGUGGUCACCGUGGUUCUGAGCGUAUUCCUGUACAAACAGUGCAAGAAGCCGCCACUGGCGAGCCCUCACCUCACCAGCUUGAUCUCCAUCCCCAACCCAGCCUUCUGCAGCCCAGAGGAAAGGCUUGGCUCCUCCACCAACAUCUUCAGGAUUUAGAGCAGCAGCGCCUUUAAGAGCCUGGAAUUAUAUUGAUUCUAAGCUGCUUACCAUGCUGUAGAUUCUCAUCAGCAAGUCUUUGUCACAAGUGGAUUAGAAUUUUUUUUUUUUAAAAAUGCCAAUGAAAAUUCCACUGAAUAUAUUUUUGCGUUCCACAAAUUGUAUAUAGAGCCUGCUUUGCAUUUUUUUGAAAAGGAAAGAUAAAUUAGUAUAGAACAGUGUGUUUAUAACCCACUCUUUUAUAUAGUUUUUGGUUUGGAACUUUUCUGUGUUUAAACUGGAGAUCUUGGUUCCCUAAAUUAUUCAAAAUGAUAC